GGCUUAAAACAUUACAACCGGGAGAGGGGAAAAGGACUAGCAAACAGUUCUGUGUGAUGUCCGUGUAAUAGCAUACUGGACAGGAACGAGACACGAUGGAAAGUACUCUGUUCGACAUCGGCCGAACAUGGAUAUUUAUCAAUGAGAGUCUGGUAGAUGGACUGCCACUUUGGAACACGAGCGGCAAGAGUAAUAGUCGGAUAUUGCAGCCAGUAUGGGAUUUACGGUUAGGCAGGGAAGAAUUCUUUCGCUCUCCCCUCUUCCCGGUUGUUCUCUCCGUCGCUUUCUACUUCAGUUUUUGCACACCAUUUAUGAUUUUCGACUUAAUCGGGAAAAAAUGGACAUGGAUGCAAAGCUUUAAAUUACAGACAAAUAAAGAGGUUACUAUGUCGCAAAUCUUCGAUACCUUGGGUCUUACAUUUUGGAACCAUGUCCUAUACAUCCUCCCUGCCGCCGUAUCCCAAUGGGUAUGGACACCAGAUACAUAUCUUCCUGAAUUGGCUCCUAGCAUGUUCGACUUCGUUUGGCACCAAGUAGCCAGCUUGUUAGUUUUCGACUUUCAAUACUUCGUUUGGCACUGGAGUCAUCACCGUUUCCGGUUCCUUUACAAACAUAUCCAUGCUGUCCAUCACCGUUACCACAGCCCAUUCUGCUGGGUCACCCAGUACCUGCACCCUUGGGAGCUGAUAACAGUAGGAUUUCUCACCACUACCAACACUUGGUUCUUCAAUUGUCAUCCUUUGACCAUUUGGUCUUAUAUGAUUGUUAGCAUUAUCGUCAGUGUCGAAGCUCACAUCGGCUUUGAUUUCCCUUUCUGUCUUCACAACUGGUUUCCCUUUGGGGUCAUCGGUGGUGCACCCAAACACGACAUGCAUCACCUAAAACCUAUGACCAACUUUCAACCGUUCUUCAACCAUUGGGAUAAAGUGUUUUCUACUUUCUGUCCAGCCAUGAAAGCAGGAGGAGUCAAGCCAAAAGAGCUUUUGGACUACGAACACAAGUACAGGGAAACCAAGAAAACUAUUUAAAACGCCUAAACCAAAGAUGUAUUUAUUAAUGCGUCUGGCUGAGUUAUCUUUCUAAUGUGUGAUGUUUUUAUCAGUAUCAUGGACACCGGGGACAGACCUCCUAUAAGAAGAAAUCAAAAUAUUCAAGGAAAGCAGAAGAGAGUAAGGUUUGGAUUUAAUGAGCAGAAAGACAUUGCUGUGACUGUUGUACAAUAGGCGAAGACACUUGAAAUCCUCAAACGGAAGGAAUGUGGGUAUAAUUCUUACAAAAAUGUAAGUCAGGUGUUAUCCCGUGAUGAGAACAAAGUGCACAAGACCCAUCUUGUAGGAUGAAGAGGAUACAAAAACGAAUACAUUUCGUGUCGUUAUGGCCCAAGACCCCUGGCAAUGGCUGCCCGAGUCUUCAUAUCACCUUGUCAUUCCAUACAUCAUUUUUCGUAAUUUAGAAUUUAAUUUAUCGAUGUGUAGAUUUUUGUUCGAUGUUAAGCAUCAAAUAGUUGUGAAGUCAGUAUUACGGUUCAAAACUUUUCAUGGUAUCAUUUAUUUGUUUUGAUGUUGUUUCAUAUCUUCAUCAUUUUUCUUCAUCAGUUGUUAAUUGUUUUUACCAGUACCAGAAAAUCUAGUUUCUGAUUUGGCGAUACUGUUGUUGUGAUAGUUUAUAUUUAUUUUCCGCAACCAAUAUCUGUGAUUUUUACAAAGUGCUGAUGUUCAUUUUUCCCUCGCUAAUAAUGAUAUUUUAUUUUCUUAGCAUUAAUUUUUAUUUAAUCUGAUUGUCUGCGAUUCUAGAGCCUUCCGUGUCCUCGACUUUUUAUAACUAACUGGCGGUCGGGAGGCAAUAACAGUUUAACCACCCUUCAAAACAAGACUACUGUUGUUGUUUUUCUUUUUCUUUUAAGAUUCAAACUGUUAUAUUCAUUUCAAAACUUGUUUUAUUUUUAAUUACUUCGACAGGCUUUGAAAAAUGUAGGCAUACAUUAGUAUCAGCUAUUUCAUUUUGUCCUCGUUCAUUUUAUGUUCAUUUUAAACACCAAGGGGUUUUCAGAUUAGUUUUAUUUAAGAAGAAUUCUGCUUCCCUUCUUUAACAUAUUAUUUCAAAUGAAUAUUUCAUUCAAGCUUUCAAUGACAGAUGAACUAUUUACGUCAUGUUUUGUUCACGUGAAUGCCAUAUGUAUAGUGAAUUCUAACCUUAUACCAUGCUUACGUGUACAUGGGUAUUGGUUUUACAUGUUUAACAGGUGAUAUCGAGAAACUGUCAUGUUUAAUUUUGUGCUUAUGUUACUUUGUGUUAUUAAAAACAUUUGAAGAUUCGAUAAUAGAGCCACAUUGCCAUAAUGUUUUUAAAGGAUUUUUCCGUCACUCUCAGGUAUUUGUAAAAAUCAAAAUGUGUAAAAUAGUAGCCUAUUCGUGAUCUCAUUUGUGUAAAAUAUUCUUUCUGGUUCCUGAAUGGACUGAUCCCCUUAUUCAAAAAGAUUCUGGAAUGAGCAAGGCCAUUCAUUGGGAAAUAAAUGAUACUGCAUUUCAUUUGAUCAAGACGAAAUUAUAUCCAAUAUCGGAUUUUAUAACAAUACUUUGAUUUUCAAAAAUGAUAUUUCGAUUUGAAGACCCUUGCAACCAGUAACUACCUAAUGUAAAAUUGUACAAUGCAAUUAGGAUAAUUUUUUUUAAUAUAUCUGAUAUAUAUAUAUAUAUAUAUACACGAAUAUUUCUAGAAAAUUUCUCUGAAUACAAUAACGUACAUCCGUUAUGUAGAUACGUAUACAUCAACGGAUAUGUGAUAAUGCAUCGGGAAGCUUUUAAAUCCACAUCUGUCGUUUGUUAAUUAUUUGAUGUGUGCCUUUAUCAUUUACUGUUUAGCAAGGGAAUGUUGUCAAAUAAGUUCCUGGUAGCUCCUGUACGACAUAAGCGUGCAAAGCUUGGUGAGGAUUUGUGUAGUUAUUUCCAAUGACUCAGCCGUUUAGUAGAUAACUUUUCAGUUUUUUGUAAUAUGUUCACGGCGGGUAUUAUGGUUGUAGUUUGGUGUUGUCCAUACGUUGACGUAAUUUAUUAGUUUUACAAUUCUCCCCCUGUCACAUAUUUUAUUUUUUUUUCAAGAUUCAACUUUAAAAAAAGAAUGCAUUGGAAGUAAAAAAAUGUAUAUUAUCAGCUCAAACUGACCUAACAAUAUAAGGAUGGUUGCCGCCAUACUCUUGCCUCAGACAAAUUAUAUAGCAGGGAUUUUCAAGAGCUUGUUCAAUUGUACAACUUUUAAGCAUAUCUAUAUAAAGUUUCAAUGAUAUUUGGGCUGUCAUGUAAUCCGGUGCCUCUGUAUAUUUUAAAGAGUCAUCAGGCAAUGACACAGCAUAUUGAUACUGAUUUAUUAACUACAGCGUUUAAGUAAUGAUAUCAAAAGAUAAUUAAAUAAUAGAGAGCGUUUUGAAAUCGAAUCUACUUCUUUCGAUUUACGUUUUUGUUGUCACCUAAAAUUAACGAUAUAAUUUACCCUCAGGAAAAUCCCUAUGAACCAAAAUCGCCGUUUCAUAAAUCUCGAGCCAGUUGCAAUGGCCAUCUGUAGAAACAGAUAAUUGUUUGAUGUUAUGUCUAUCAUAUCAUUGCUCACUAGAUAUUUUUCUACUUUGAUCCAGCAUCGAUGCCACGUGCAAGGAUAAAAAAUGUUAUAUAAAUCAUAUAUUAUCAUGUGUUAUAUAAAUGCGUUACAUAUCAUAUCUUUUUGAGUAGCGUGCGAUCAAAUUAGAUAAUUGCCAUCUGCCAGUGUUUGCCGUACCAGUCCAGAAAAGAAAGAGUGUGACAGAUGAGAAGGAAUGAGACGUUUUUAAUUUUGAAAUUCCGAAAUUUUAGAUAUUGAUAUAAAACAUCCACAUGUACACGUGCACUGCUGUAUAAUCUGGUGCGGGAAACCCAUUCCGUGCAGGUGACGUCACCUAGUAAUGACGCGUCAGCUGACGCCGAUAUGAUGGUGCGUCUAUUACACAGUUGCCACGUGGUAUUAAGACCGUCAAAUACCACAAACACUCUUUCACAAUGACGUCCCAAUGUUGGGCACUGAUGUGAAAUAGUGGUCAUGACGUGUCGUUAUUGUUUGUUAAUGGAAUAACACAUACUUUAUAUCAUGCAAUAGCUCCCGUUGUUUUUGUGAUUUUUGGUGAAAUCGUUUAUGAAUACACCAAUCGAAUAUAUGUCUUCCCCUUUCACAAUGACGUCCCAAUGUUGGGCACUGAUGUGAAAUAGAGGUCAUAACGUGUCGUUAUUGUUUGUUAAUGGAAUAACGCAUAUUUUAUAUCAUGCAAUAGUUCCUGUUGUUUUUGGGAUUUUUGUUAAAAUCGUUUAUGAAUACGCCAAUCAAAUAUAUGUCUUCCCCUUUCACAAUGACGCACCCUUGUUCCAAAACCAAGGGCGCCGACGUGAAGGGAGGAUAUAAUAUAUUACUGGAUUGGUAAGUAUCAGUAAUAGACGUUUGUAAUUGAUAUGUUUUGUUUAUUAGUAUCCUUAUAUAUCUAGUUGAAUAACAGUGGACACGUAAAAUGUUUCCUGAUUACCCCUACUAAGACCAGAUUUUUACCACAUUUAACUUCUAUCCAUCUCGCAUCUACCUGUGAAAAAAACUUCAGGUUAGUCAAAAUGUGCAUAACCCAAUAAGUCGAAGAAACGAUUCAUAGGUUAAUAUUAUGAAGUGAUCAGUUAUUGACAGCAACAAGAUAUAUUCGCUCUAGUGUUAACAUAAGAUUUGUCGCUUGGCAAUGGGUAUUAUGAAGAAAAAAAAUCUAUAUUCGAGCAAUUCCAUAGGAAAAAUUCGAUAUGCUUGUCUUCCGUUUACUCCGGCUAUCACUGAUAACACACGUACUAUGGCCUCGGUAUGUAAACUUAAUGUGUGAAAGAGCCUUGAGUUACAGCACUGCCAGCUGAUAACCAAGCUCUUAAAACAGGCAAAACACGCACGUUCAACUGCUUGUUCUGUGGUUUGGAUAGUCUGCAUAUCCCUUCAAAUCGUAGAUAUCAAUAAGACUAAACAAAUGUAUUAUGCAUGAUACAGAGAUAAGAUACUUGCUUUCACUAGCAUGUUUCACAUUGGACUUAAUUUCCUCAGGUUAUCUGCACAUGCGUAAUUUGUAAUGCACUGUACUUUGGUGUAUGUUCAAUUAUGUAUGUAUAUUAUAGUGUCAUAAAGGAAAUUUAGGCAUAUAAUAUCUUCUCACGAUAAAACGUGUAAGAAAUUCAAAAUCUCCCGGAAUCGUCUAUUGCAAUUCAAUUUGCUAUAAAUCUGUUCCCUUUGUCACUGCAGACCUUCCGUUUUGUGUCCAAACAUAACUUUUUCUAUUUGGGAAAUGAGUUCAUUAAUAUAUCAAUGACGAAUCAAGAUAUUGUUCAGUAAAAUCUGCCAUUAGUAGACUCAUAUUGAGUCUAUUUCAUGAUUUCUGUCGUCUUUGCUGAGCUGAUCAAAUGACUUCUAACAAGAAUGAUGGUCUAAUGGAUGAUCUCAGUUAAUAAAUAUAUAUAUAUAUAGA
Molecule: messenger RNA, 5506 nt
Organism: Ylistrum balloti
Lineage: Eukaryota; Metazoa; Mollusca; Bivalvia; Pectinida; Pectinidae
Product: cholesterol 25-hydroxylase-like protein 1, member 2
Exons: 2
Coding region: 96-1028 (310 amino acids)
Biological process (GO): sterol biosynthetic process; cholesterol metabolic process
Molecular function (GO): iron ion binding; steroid hydroxylase activity; C-4 methylsterol oxidase activity
Source: RefSeq, a predicted model, not a curated record